Molecule: messenger RNA, 6177 nt
Organism: Pelagomonas calceolata
Lineage: Eukaryota; Pelagophyceae; Pelagomonadales; Pelagomonadaceae
Source: the annotation of a GenBank genome assembly
CAAACCGCAACGGUGCCGGCCAAAGGGCAGCCGCGAGAGACCGGUUACGCGGGCACGCACGCUCGUUAGAGCGCCAACGACCAGCAACCGUGUGACCGGUGCAGGUCGUUUGGGCAGCCGAGACCCAGUUCCGCGCGCACGCACGCUCGUCCAUUGGGGCAGCCGAUGCCAGCACUGGCGCCGAAGCGCGCCAGCAAGAGUUUGAAGGCCGAGCGCGAUAGAGACAGAGCACCGCCCGCCUACAUGGUGCGCGGCAGGAAGACGCCGCGUGAUCGCGACGACAGCUACAGUGACGACAGCAGCCGCAGCCGCAGCCCGAGCGACGACAGCAGAUCAAAGAAGCGCGGCUUCGCGGCCACGAAAACGAAGAAGCGCGCGCCGGCCAAGUCCGCGGCGCUCGGCUUGGUCCGGAAGGAGACCGAUAGAGUCCGCGCGGACCUCGACCGCGAGGCGAGCCGCGCGCUGCCCGCGGCGCGGAAGCGCGACGGCGGCGCGGCGAAGAGCGCGCGGGCGGCGCUCGCGGCGCGCAAGGCCCGCAGCGGCGACGCCGGGCGCCUGCUGCUGACGGACCGGGAGAAGGCCCGCAAGUCGACGAGCCGGCGCGGCGCCUCGGACGACUCUGAUGAUGACGACGAGGAGUUCCGCCGCCACGCGGAGAAGUCCCGGCGCCGCAAGGACGAUUCGGACGACGAGAAGCCCCGGUCCCGCGACAAGCCCCGGCGCCGCGUAGACGACGACGCCGACGACGACGACGUCGUGCUCGCCGGCCUGCGCAAGGCCAAGGACCUGGACGACGAGGACGUCUUCGGCAGCCGGCGCCGCGCCAAGGGCCGGGACGAGGACAGCGACGUCUUCAAGAGCCGCGCCAAGAGCCGGGACGACGACAGCGACGUCUUCAAGAGCCGCGCCAAGAGCCGGGACGACGACAGCGACGUCUUCAAGAGCCGCGCCAAGGGCCGGGACGAGGACAGCGGUGUCUGGGGCGACAAGUCUAGGAAGAGCCGGGCGGACGACAGCGGCGUCUGGGGCGACAAGUCGCGGGCCAAGAGCCGGGCCCGGGACGACGACAGCGACCCGUGGGGCGGCGACAAGUCUAGGAAGAGCGACAGGCCGCGCGCCCGGAGCCCGGCGGACGAGAGCGACGUCUGGGGCGACCGGAAGAGCCGCGCGCAAGACGACGACGACGACGCUUUCAAGUCGAGGACCAAGACGACGACGUGGCGCGUCCGCGACGUCGACGACGACGGCAACACGACGAUCACGUCGGCGCGGUCGCCGCGCGUGAUCGAAGAGGCGCGCGACGACGCUAUCGUGAAUACGGUCCGGGACGGCGGCGCGUCGCCCGUGCCGUUCUCCACGACGCGGCCGCCCGACGACGUCGCCGAGGCCUUCGACCGGUUGAAGACCGAGAACGCGGCGCUGCGCCACGAAUUGGCCCAGUCCCUGAAGGCGGCGGACGUCCUCGCGGCCGGCGGCGUCGCCGCGGCGACGAUGGCCCAGUCUUUAGCUGAUGGCGACGCUCCCGGACGCGCCUUAGAUGUGGUGUCUCGUUUAGAAGACCAGGGCGCGGGGCCGGCGACGCGAACGCUCGCGGAGGUACCAAUGAUCGGUGCGGCGGCGCCCGUCUGCGCGGUGUCUGCCGAGCGGACCAUGGUGCCGAAGCGCGGCCCCCGUAUUAGUGUGUGGGGCGCGCACGAGCGGGCCGUGUCGUCGGCCAUCGAAGAUAGAAUUACGAGAACGCAGUCGCUGGACUGCGUGAGCCGCCUGCGGGCCGCCGUGAGCCGCGUGAACGAGCGGGACGGCUACACGACGACGUCGAGAAUCUACGGCGCUUUUAGAGAUGCGGGCUUCCUCACUCUCACACCAAGGGACGUGGAAGACGACCUCUGCAAGGGUUUGUCCAUGGACCAGCGCGGCCGCGUCGACGUCGGCGAAUUACUCAGGCUCUGCGCGGACGUCGCCGACGAGUGCGCCGAGUCCAUCCUCGGGGCUGGGGAUUUGAUCUCGCGCUUCGGCCCCUCCGCGACGGGCGGCCCGCCGGAGGGCUGGUCCGGCGACAAGCGUCCCGAACCCGAUGACGACGACGACGACGACGAGGACGGGAGGCGCCGCCGGCGAAAAAGGCGAUCGUCGCGGUCGCGGUCCCGCUCCGAUUCAAGCUCGCGGUCGCGGUCGCCGCGGCGCCGCUCCUCGAAGUCGCGCCGCGACAAGCGGUCGCGGUCGCGCUCGGACUCGCCGCGGUCGCGCCGCCGCGGCUCCUCGCGCCGCGACCGGGACAAGCGGUCGCGCUCGCGCUCGGACUCGCCGCGGUCGCGCCGCCGCGACCGCAGGGACCGCGACAAGUCGCCGCGGUCGCGCCGCGACAAGGACAAGCGCUCGUCGUCGCGCCGCGGCGACGACAAGCGCUCGCGCGGCGCCGAGGGCCGCCUCUACGACCGCCUGCGCGCCAAGCGCGACGGCUCGCGCCGCCGCCGCGACGACUCGCCGCGGAGCCGCCGCGACCGCGACCGGUCGCCUCGCAGCCGCCGCGACCGCGACGCCUCGGACUCGCCGCGCUCGCGCCGCCGCGGCUCCUCGCGCCGCGACCGCGACCGCGACCGCGACGACUCGCCGCGGUCGCGCCGGACGGCGUCGUCGCGCGUGCUGGCCAAGCGCGACCGCGCGGUCACGGGCCGCGACGGCUACCCCGUGGGCAAGGGCCGGCGCGACACGCGCGACCGCGACCGCUCGCGCCGCCGCAAGGACGACGACAGCUCGACGCUCGAGUCGCGCGACAAGUCCCGGCGCCGCCGCGACGACAGCGAGGACGAGAAGUCCCGUCGGCGCGCCUCGUCUCGCCGCCGUAAAGACGACUCCGAGGACGAGAAGUCUCGGCGCCGCACCUCGUCUCGCCGCCGCAAGGACGACUCGGAGGACGAGAAGUCCCGCAAACGCGCCACGUCGCGCCGCCGUAAAGACGACUCGGAGGACGAAAAGUCCCGCAAACGCGCCACGUCGCGCCGCCGCAAAGACGACUCGGAGGACGAGAGGUCCCGCAAACGCGCCACGUCGCGGCGCCGCAAGGACGACUCGGAGGACGAGAAGUCCCGCAAACGCGCCACGUCGCGGCGCCGCAAGGACGACUCGGAGGACGAGAGGUCCCGCAAACGCGCCACGUCGCGCCGCCGCAAAGACGACUCGGAGGACGAGAGGUCCCGCAAACGCGCCACGUCGCGGCGCCGCAAGGACGACUCGGAGGACGAGAAGUCCCGCAAACGCGCCACGUCGCGGCGCCGCAAGGACGACUCGGAGGACGAGAAGUCCCGCAAACGCGCCACGUCGCGGCGCCGCAAGGACGACUCGGAGGACGAGAGGUCCCGCAAACGCGCCACGUCGCGGCGCCGCAAGGACGACUCGGAGGACGAGAAGUCGCGCCGCCGCCGCGACGACGACAGCAAGACGCUGAAGAAGCGCGACACGAAUAGAAGGGUCACGGGCAAGGUCGUGGACGCCGUCAAGAGGCGGAGCAGGCACGAGGCCGGGAGCCCGCGCGACGCCUUCGCGCGGAGUCUGCGGAGGCUCUUCGAGGACAUGGACGUGAACGGCGACGGCGUCCUCUCGAAGCGGGAGAUCCGGGACGCGUUGUUGGAUCUGGGCCGACGAGACAAGGAGAACGCGUUCCUGAAACCAAAGGAGCUGCGCGACCUCUUCGACGACAUGGAUCUGAACGGGGACGGCAAGGUGUCGUACGACGAGCUCGUGGAUUUUUUGGUGGAGCACGUCGCGGGCGACCGGACGGCCCGGAAGGGCGACCGGCGCCGCAAGGACGACUCGCCGGCCAAGAAGGCGUCCGCGAAGGAGGCGACCUUCGUCAAGGCCCUCAAGAAGCACUUCGAGGACGUCGAUAAAGAUGGAAGCGGCGACCUGUCCAAGAAGGAGGUCCGCGACGCCCUGGUCUCGUUCGCGCGGAAGGAUCGCUCCGGGAAAUUCCCGAAAAAAGACGCGCUGCGGGACCUGUUCGAUGAAUUAGAUCUGAACGGCGACGGCUACGUGUCCUAUGACGAGCUCUGCGAUUUUAUCGACGAGCGCGUGUCUUCUCGCAAGAAAAGUCCGGAGCGGUCCCGCGGCGACGACAAGGCCGAGGUCACCUUCGCGAAAGCGCUGAAGAAGCACUUUGACGACCUCGACAAGUCCGGGGACGGCGACCUGUCGAAGCGGGAAGUCAAGCAAGCCCUGCAAACCUUCGCGCGGAAAGACAAAUCGGGCAAAUACCCGAAGCUCAAGGAGAUCACGUCGAUUUUCGCAGACAUGGACUUAGAUGGAGACGGCCACGUGUCCUACGACGAGGUCUGCGACUACAUCGACGAGCGCGUCGACGGCAAGCGGCGCCGCAAGGACGACGCCGACGACGAGAAGCCCCGCCGCCGCAAGAAGGACGACGCGAGCGACGACGACGAAACAGACCCGCGCAAGACCUUCGCCAAGGCCCUCAAGAAGCACUUCGACGACCUCGACAAGUCCGGUGAUGACGACCUGUCCAAAAAAGAAGUGAAACAAGCCUUGGUCGCGUUCACGAAGAAGGAUAAACAGGGCAAGUUCCCGAAGCUCAAGCAGCUCGCCGAUCUAUUUAGAGACAUGGAUCUGAACGGCGACGGCCACGUGUCGUACGACGAGCUUACCGAGUUCAUCGACGGGAUCGGGGGCGGCCGCGACACGAAGAAGGAUGUGACCUUCGCGAAGGCGCUGAAGAAGCAUUUCGAUGAUCUCGACAAGUCCGGCGAGGGCGACCUGUCGAAGCGCGAGGUCAAGCAAGCCCUGCAGAGCUUCGCGAAGAAGGAUCGCGCGGGCAAGUACCCGAAGCUCGGCGAGCUGCGGGCGCUGUUCGACGCCUUCGAUCUGGAUGGCGACGGCUACGUCACGUACGAGGAGCUCUGCGAGUACAUUGACGAGCGCGUCGACGGCAAGGGCCGCGGCGACGACAAGGCCGACCCGCGGGCGGCCUUCGCCAAGGCGCUGAAGAAGCACUUCGACGAUCUCGAUAAGUCUGGUGAUGGGGACCUGUCGAAACGGGAAGUGAAGCAAGCCCUGCAGAGCUUCAGCAAGAAGGACAAGGCGGGGAAAUAUCCGAAGCUCAAGGAGAUCGCGGCGAUCUUCGCAGACAUGGAUUUGAAUGGAGACGGCCACGUGUCCUACGACGAGGUCUGCGAUUAUAUUGAUGAGCGCGUCGGCGGCGGCGGCGCGCGGCGCGGGCGCGCCGAGGGCAAGGGCGACGAUACGCGCACGACCUUCGCCAAGGCGUUGAAGAAGCAUUUUGACGACCUCGAUAAGAGCGGUGAUGGGGAUUUGUCCAAGCGGGAGGUGAAGCAGGCGCUCCAGACCUUUGCGCGGAAAGACAAGUCAGGCAAGUACCCCAAGCUCAAGGAGAUCGCGUCGAUCUUUGCGGACCUCGACCUCGACGGCGACGGCCACGUGUCCUACGAGGAGAUCUGCGACUACAUCGAUGAGCGCGUCGACGGCAAGCGGCGCCGCAGGGACGACGGCAGCGAUGACGACCGGUCGCCGCGCGGCAAGGCCGACCCGCGCGCCACGUUCGCGAAAGCUCUGAAGAAGCAUUUUGACGACCUCGAUAAGAGCGGUGAUGGGGAUUUGUCCAAGCGGGAAGUGAAGCAGGCGCUCCAGACCUUCGCGCGCAAAGAUAAAUCAGGCAAAUACCCCAAGCUCAAGGAGAUCGCGUCGAUUUUUGCGGACAUGGACCUCGACGGCGACGGCCACGUGUCCUACGAGGAGAUCUGCGACUACAUCGACGAGCGCGUCGACGGCAAGCGGCGCCGCAGGGACGACGGCAGCGAUGACGACCGGUCGCCGCGCGGCAAGGCCGACCCGCGGGCGGCCUUUGCGAAAGAACUCAAAAAGCAUUUUGACGACCUCGAUAAGAGCGGGGACGGCGACCUGUCGAAGCGCGAGGUCAAGCAGGCGCUCCAGACGUUUGCCAAGAAGGACCGCGCGGGGAAAUUCCCGAAGCUCAAGGAGCUCAACGACAUCUUCCGGGACCUAGAUUUGGACGGCGACGGCCACGUGUCCUACGACGAGGUCUGCGAGUACAUCGACGAGCGCGUCGGCGAUGGGCGCAAGGCGAGCCGGUCGGACGACGACGACGACGACGACGACGCCGACGACGCGUCGCGGCGGUCCGGCGCG